This is a messenger RNA of Ochotona curzoniae (black-lipped pika), 899 nucleotides long. It is a transcript of the gene POU2AF3, whose product is annotated as colorectal cancer associated 2. The record is from RefSeq and is a predicted model, not a curated record. Gene Ontology annotation, molecular function: POU domain binding; DNA binding. Bases 1 to 876 code for a protein of 291 amino acids. NCBI's taxonomy places the organism in Eukaryota, Metazoa, Chordata, Mammalia, Lagomorpha, Ochotonidae. The transcript is spliced from 5 exons. Gene Ontology annotation, cellular component: cytoplasm.
AUGGAUAAAACUAGCAAAGAGACAGGGAUCCCUGAACUGGAUUCUGCUUCUGGGGUCAGCCUGGCAGGUCCCUCCGCUGGGGACCAGUUUGUCCCAGGACUGCCAUCCAGACCAAGGGUGUAUAAAGAAAAACCGAAGGUCUAUCAAGGUGUCCGUGUGAAGAUCACAGUAAAGGAGCUGCUGCAGCAGAGAAGGGCACACCAGGCGGCCUCAGGGGCGACCCUGUCGGGAGGCAGCAGUAUCCAUCGAACAGAGCCAGUCACAACAUCCUCUGCAGGACUGUAUAUUGAACCGGAACAAAUUUCUUCCACACCCAAUUAUUUUCAACCCCGAGAUUUCUCCAGCUGUGCUUCUAAUGAAGAAAAUGCAGGCUGCCUGGACCAGAUCUUCAAUUCCUUCCUUCAGACAGAGACCCUCUCGGAACCUUUGCUCCACUCCACGCAAAGUGCUCCACACUAUUUCCCAGACAGUUUCCAGGCUGCCCCUUCCCGCUUUAACCAGAACCUGAUUCCGGGAUCACCUUCGGAUUCCUCCACUCUCUCUGGCUCCUUAGAUUACAGUUACUCGCCAGCUCAGCUGCCUUCCUACAUCCCUGAGAACUUAAAUUCUUCUGCUUCGGUGGACACCAGACACUGCGAUUACCCCUCCGAAGACUGUGCCUACCAUCCCUCGCCCUCCAGUGCCCAGUAUAAGGGCUUCCCCCCAGCCGCGUCGGUCUGCUGCUGUGCCUCCUGCGAGGCGGAGCACUUGGAUGCCUUCAGGACAGCGGAGUUCUUUUCCUACCCGAGCGCAGACUGCGUGGACUUUGCCUCCUCGGCAGCUGCUACCAAUGAUUUCUACACCAGGGAAACAAACUGCGACAUCUGCUAUACUUAAUAGGAACUCUGCUUUUUCGGGAC